Nilaparvata lugens (brown planthopper) is the source of this 3760-nucleotide messenger RNA. Its product is annotated as excitatory amino acid transporter 1. The record is from RefSeq and is a predicted model, not a curated record. NCBI's taxonomy places the organism in Eukaryota, Metazoa, Arthropoda, Insecta, Hemiptera, Delphacidae. Gene Ontology annotation, molecular function: glutamate:sodium symporter activity; L-glutamate transmembrane transporter activity; neutral L-amino acid transmembrane transporter activity. Gene Ontology annotation, cellular component: plasma membrane. Gene Ontology annotation, biological process: L-glutamate transmembrane transport. The coding region runs from base 1208 to 2659 and encodes 483 amino acids. The transcript is spliced from 10 exons.
UCAGUUCGCCUGUCAGAUUGACAGCGUUAACAUGCUGGCUAGUCGCUAGUACAUCGGCCACACCUGGAUGCCGGCUUCAAAUCGCUCGUGUGAAACGUAGAGACGCCGCGUCAAGGUCGUAGAAGAAGAGAGCGAAUAUCACUCAAGGAAAGAUUAUCUCUGUUGUAUUAGUCGACCAGGAGAAGCUCUGUACGCCAGGUGCGCUUGAGCCGUAACUGCGACAUCUAGAAGUGAACCAAAGUGAGGAUUAUUGGGUCCAAAUUUUCAAAUUCAUCUACGGGUACCUUGACAGUCUAUCUAGAAGUGAUCAAAGUUAGAAUCAUUGGGUACAAAUUUUGAAAUUCAUCUACAGAUACCGUAACUGUCUACCUAGAAGUGAACCAAAGUGAGAACCAUCGGGUAAAAUCUUUCAAAAUUCAUCUACAGAUACCGUAACGGUAUCUAUAAGUGAAUCAAAGUGAGAACCAUUGGGUACAAAUCUUCAAAUUCAUUCGAGGGUCUAUCUAGAAGUGAACAAAAGUGAAAACCGUUCGAUACAUUCAUACAUAUUUCAAAAUUCAUUUGCGGGUACCGUAACGGUCUAUCUAGAAGUGAACCAAUGUGAGAACUAUCUAGAACCAUUAGGUACAAGUUUUCAAAUUCAUUUAAGGGUAUAGAAGUGAACAAAAGUGAAAACCAUUGGAUACAUUAAUACAUAUUUUAAAAUUCAUGUGCGGAUAUCAUAACGGUCUUUGAGCUCCGUACUGUAAAUACCGAAAGGUAGAAAUUGAGAGCUCCUCUGCCAGAAGUUGCAAGCUAUAAGAAAGUGAAAGGUGCCUCUUUAUGUGAUUCGACUAUAAGUAACAUAACUGAAUAGCCUACACGUGUUUGUUAUGAGUUGUAGCAGAGAUUAAAUAUUUUCUCUGUGGUUUUAGAUUGUAUCACGUGUGGAGAUUACAGUAGACCUACACGUGCUUUGUUUUGAGUUUUAGUCUCGCUUGUGGAGAUUAAACUCACUACAUGUGAUUGUUUUGCUUGGGAUCGUGCUUGUAGAGAUUACAGUAGGAACCUGUGCUGGAGUCGAGGUUCCAGGAGAUUAUCUCUACUGAAAGAGGAGGUAGAAGAGUUUAGAAGUGUUCUAGAAUAUUACUACUUUUUCACUACCUAUCUUUUUACGGAUAUCUACAGAGUGAAUAAAAGGUGAAUAAAAAGUGUUUGGAUUAUCAUCAUGGUCAUUAUCACUCCCGAAGAAAUGGCUACCAGGAAAACGGACAAUUUUGUCAAGAAAAAUCUGUUGACAAUUUUGACUGUGGGUGGAGUAAUAGGAGGAGUUAUAGUUGGGUUGAUCCUUAAGAACUCUGCAAGUGAGAGAUGGACGGGUCGAGAAGUUAUGUACGUCCAGUUCGUCGGUGACGUGUUCCUGCGUAUGCUGAAGGGCCUGAUGAUCCCCCUGGUGGUGUCGUCGAUCGUGUCGGCGAUCGGAUCGCUCGAUCUGAGCCUGUCGCGUCUGAUCGGCACACGUGCCGUCUGCUGGUACCUGUGCACCACCCUGUUGGCGGUCGUAGAGGGCAUGCUGCUUGUCAGCCUCAUUCAGCCGGGAGUCGGCACACAGAGCGUCCUCGAGUCGUCUGCAAGCAUCGGACGUAACAUCACUACUGUUGACACGCUGCUAGAUCUUGUGAGGAAUAUGUUCCCGUCCAAUAUCUUCGAAGCAUGCAUAGCUCAGUACAGGACAGUACUUGUUCCACCAAAGAACGCAUCCUUGGAAGGUAACAUAAUGAACUGGGAUGUGAGCUCUGAGACAGCCAAGGGCUCCAACAUUCUGGGUCUAGUUGUGUUCGCAUCGGUGCUUGGAAUAGCGAUCGGCCAAUCAGGGCCAAGCGGCGCUCCCGUCCUCAGGUUCUUCCAAUCCAUGGGCGAUAUCAUCAUGUUGAUGACGAAUUGGGUCAUAUGGUUAUCACCGGUGGGAAUUUUCUUUCUGGUGACGUCGAAGAUAGUCGAGAUGUCAAGCAUCACAGAAGUGAUGGGGCAGCUGGGGCUUUACUUCGCCACUGUCAUGAUUGGUCUCCUCUUCCACGGCCUCAUUCUGCUGCCCACCUUCUUCUUCCUCUUCACACGUCGUCUGCCGUUCUCCUUCAUCGGAAACAUGAGUCAGGCGAUUGUCACCGCUUUCGGAACGGCUUCCAGUUCGGCGACUCUACCUGUGUCGAUGCACUGCGUUGAGGAGAAGAACGGCGUCGAUCCGCGUGUGUCACGCUUCAUCCUGCCGAUAGGCGCCACUAUUAACAUGGACGGCACUGCCCUCUACGAAGCCGUCGCGGCGCUAUUCAUCGCCCAACUGCGAAAUGUCGAUCUGAGUCUGGCUCACAUCAUUGGUGUUAGUAUAACGGCGACCCUAGCAAGUAUUGGAGCCGCAGGCAUUCCUCAGGCUGGCCUUGUAACUCUGGUGAUGGUACUGGAUACAGUCGGUCUGCCUGCCGAAGAUGUCACGCUAGUCAUCGCCAUCGACUGGAUCUUGGAUCGAUUCAGAACGACCGUGAAUGUCCUUGGGGAUGCCAUAGGAGCCGGAGUGGUCAAUCAUGUAAGCAAAGACGAGCUGAAACUGAUGUCAGAAGUAUCUAUGAAGAUGAAAACUAUGAACGGCGAAAGCGAACCACAAAUUGAGAGCAAUCACUUAUAGAUCACAAUCACAAGAUUCUCUUGAGAAAUUUGGGAGAAUAAAGCCUCGUAAUGUAUUUUACAGGAAAACAUUAUUUGAAUAAUAUUAAUUGGUUGACUCAAAUCUGAUGUUACACGAUUAUACUACUGAUUUUCUAAAAUCGAAAUACUACAUAGAAUAAUUAAUUAAAUAAUACGAGCAGGUGUUACGCAAGGAUCUGUUAAGAGCACUGAGAUUGAAUUCAGUUUUAUGGUUCUUUGCUAUUAUUGAAAGUAUUAACUACUGUAAUAAUUCACAUUGGAAAAACUAUAUUUGAUUGGGCUUCUAUCUCAAGUAAAGAUAAAUUGAUUAACCUAUAAUAUAAUGAAGGAAAAAAUUGGCUUAUACACGUAUAGGAAAGGAAAUUCACGAAUGACGCGCAUCAUCACGUCUAAACUACUGGACUUAUUAACUUGAAAUUUCGCAUAAAGAUUCUUAAUUUACCGAGUAUGGUUAUAGGUCUAUUUAAGAUUACUCAACAUUUCAGUUCUAAGUUUGUCAAGAUUUCAGUUCUAAGUUUCUCAAGAUUUCAAUUGGAACCUUGCGAAGCACAGGGUACCUGCUUGUUGCUUAAUAUAUAUGGAAAUUGGCCUAUAACUAUCCUUGGUAAAUAAGGAAUCCUCAUGCAAAAUUUCAAGUUAAUCAGUUCAUCAGUAGAUACGUGAUGAUGCGCCAUCAUAUGUUUUGUAUCCCGCAAAUGUAUAAGACAAUUCCUUCCUUACAGUAUAAUAGUACAUAUAGAUCACGGUAACAUUAUUGGGAUAGUAUAUAUAACUCGAAUAGACAAAUAAUAAAUAUUAUCAUUCCCCAACUAAUGUCUUCUAUUUAGUUAGAAAAUGUUACGAGAAUAUUGACCAAUUACAAGUCCCUUUGAGGGUCUUGCUGUAAAUAUUACCUUAUACACUCUAGAUCUCCACACUUGAUAUAGGUUCUAAUCUUAUUUCAUAAUCCAAUAUGACAUUAGAAUUAGCUGCUACUUAGCUCAUAAGUAUAACAAAACUUAUAAUUUUUGUGAUUACAACAAUUUUUAUUUCAUGUUUUGUCUCUUACCUAUUAUCGGAAAUAAAUAAACUCUUGAAUAGC